AUGUCGACCGAGAAUGGGGAACCGCCCGCGACGACGACCGUGUCGUCUUCAGCCUCUCUGCCAGUUUUCACCUCGUACAAACUCCGAAAAAUCCCUCCCAUUCCCCUCCGUCGGCUGCACAGGUCUGACGCCGCCGAAUUGACUCUCGAUGAUUUUACCGAUUUCUCCGGAAACAUUAAUGAAGAAGAAGGGGAAGAGGAGGAAGAAAAAGAUCAGGAAGAAGACUAUUCGGGAUACGAAUCGCGAGAUCCGAACGAAAAAGCUCCGAUAAUUCUCCCGUCUUCCCUCGGCUUGAACCAUAUCCGGACGCGAUCCGUUCCGUCUCCUUCUCCUCUUAGGUUUUCGUCCUCCGCCGGCACGUCUCUGAAGGUUCCCAAUUCUAAAGACCAAAACGACGAUAAAGAGGAGAAACGCCGGGGAGAAGGACGGACCAAGGCGUCUAUUAACCAUUUGAUGCCCCCUGUUGACCCCGGAAGAAGGACUUCAUGGAGUCAAUCGAAAUCCUUACGUCAUCCAUCGCCGCUCAAUCUAGCGUUGGAGACCCACCAUGCAGCAUUUGCCAAGGAACUGCAGUCGCCGCGGUUCCAAGCCAUCAUGCGCAUUACCAGUGGCAGGAAAAAGAAAGGCCCCGAUGUCAAGAGCUUCUCUCAUGAGCUCAAUUCCAAAGGUGUUCGGCCUUUCCCGAUGUGGAAGUCUAGAGCAUUGGGACACAUGGAAGAAAUUAUGGUUGCAAUCAGGGCAAAAUUCGACAAGUUGAAGGAAGAGGUAGAUUGUGAUUUGGGUAUAUUUGCUGGGGAUCUGGUCAGUAUAUUAGAAAAGAUCUCCGAGACUAAUCCUGAAUGGAGAGUGAGUUUAGAGGACUUGCUGCUCAUUGCUCGAAGAUGCGCAAAGAUGCCCUGUAGUGAAUUUUGGGUGAAAUGCGAGGGAAUCGUUCAGGGUUUAGAUGACAGGCGCCAGGAGCUACCAAUGGGGAUCCUUAAACAAGCACAUACCCGCCUUUUGUUCAUCCUCACUCGAUGCACCAGGCUUGUGCAGUUCCAAAAAGAGAGUUGUUACGAGGAAGAAAACAUUCUGGGUCUUCACCAGUUGAGCGAUCUUGGAGUUUAUCCACAACAAAUGUUGGCAAUCGCACAUCAGCAGGAUUAUAGUGGGCCAUUGGCAACUGACAACAAGUUGUUAUUAAGUGAUAGCCAGAGAAACAAGUUUCGUGAAGAUCAGACUAGUAUGGCCGUGACACAUGAAAUCCCCGACCCAGAAUUUAGCACUGCCAAAAGUGUUGAUUCAACUGCAAACAGCUUUAGGAUGUCGUCCUGGAAAAAGCUUCCGUGUGCUCCUGACAGACAAAAGAAAGCCCAUGAUGCAGCAGUUGAUGAUACACCUCUCAAACCCAAAUUAGAGUCAUCGCUACAAGGUGAAACAGCAGGAAUUGGUGGUGAUGACAACUCUGAAAUUUAUGAAACUCCUUCUGUACAUCCUCCAUCGACAGGAGGAGCAAGAAAAGCUUCUUGGGGGUAUUGGGGAGAACAUCAUCAUAACCUUACGUAUGACAAUUCGAUGAUAUGUAGAAUAUGCGAGGUCGAGAUACCGAUCGUUCAUGUGGAGGAACACUCACUGAUUUGUACAAUUGCUGAUAGAUGUGAUCUGAAGGGGUUAACUGUGAAUGACCGACUCGAAAGAGUAGCAGAGACUCUUGACAAGAUUCUUGAAUCAUGUACACCAAAGAGCACUCCCAAAAGCCCUGGGAGUGCCCAUGACUUGGACGAGGCGGGUGGCUUUUCUCAUAACUCUCCAGAAGACAUGCUCGAUGAUGGUAUGGCUGAUGCAGCUGAGAAUGCAUUUGUUGUGGAUGAACUGAACGUUCUGCCACCAACUUCAACAGAGUCACGUUCCAGUUUAGUAACAGAUGCAGAAUUAAAAGCAUCUUCAUCAGGAAGCUUAACGCCACGAUCACCAUUGUUAACUCCAAGGACUAGCCAGAUUGCAUUGCUGUUAAGUGGCAGGAGAACAAUUUCUGAACUGGAGAAUAGUCAACAGAUAAGCAAGUUGUUAGAGAUCGCGCGUGUUGUUUCAAAUAUAAACGACAUUGAUUAUAGUUCAUUGGAGUCCAUGCUUGACCGUCUCGAUGACUUGAAGUAUGCCAUACAGGACAGGAAGGUGGAUGCUCUCAUUGUAGAGACUUUUGGACGACGUAUUGAGAAGUUAUUACAGGAGAAAUAUGCGCAUCUAUGUGCACAAAUUGAUGAUGAAAAGCUAGAUCAUUCCAAUCAUAUGGCUGAUGAUGAGAGCUCUGUGGAAGAAGAUACCAUCCGUAGUCUGCGUGCAAGUCCUAUGAACACAUGUUCUAAGGAUCGAACGUCCAUAGAAGAUUUUGAAAUCAUAAAACCGAUUAGCAGAGGAGCAUUCGGACGGGUUUUUCUCGCCAGAAAAAGAGCCACUGGUGACAUGUUUGCUAUAAAGGUCCUAAAGAAGGCUGAUAUGAUUCGAAAAAAUGCUGUUGAAAGCAUAUUGGCAGAGCGCAACAUCUUGAUUUCACUUCGCAAUCCUUUUGUGGUUCGAUUUUUCUACUCAUUCACGUGCAGGGAAAAUCUCUAUCUAGUUAUGGAGUAUCUGAAUGGCGGAGAUCUCUACUCUCUGUUAAGGAACUUGGGUUGCCUGGAUGAAGAUAUGGCUCGUGUGUACAUUGCAGAAGUUGUGCUUGCUCUAGAGUAUUUGCAUUCUUUGAAUGUGGUUCACAGAGAUUUGAAGCCGGAUAACUUGUUGAUUGGUCAGGAUGGUCAUAUAAAGUUGACAGAUUUUGGGUUGUCCAAGGUUGGUCUUAUCGAUAGCACCGAUGACUUAUCUGGUCCACUAAGAAGUCCUGGUUUUCUUAGCAAUAACGCACAGUUUGAACAAACAACAUCAAUGAGAGGAGAGCGACAGAAACAUUCAGUUGUUGGUACUCCAGAUUAUUUGGCCCCAGAGAUUCUUCUUGGCAUGGGACAUGGUGCUACUGCAGAUUGGUGGUCUGUGGGCAUUAUUCUUUUUGAGCUGCUUGUAGGCAUUCCUCCAUUCAAUGCCCCAUCUCCUCAGCAAGUAUUCGACAAUAUAAUGAAUAGAGAUAUACCAUGGCCUAGGGUACCCGACGAGAUGAGUUAUGAAGCAUAUGACUUCAUUGACAAACUGCUUACAGAAAAUCCAGUGCAAAGGCUUGGGGCAACGGGCGGCAAAGAGGUGAAACAUCAUGCUUUCUUUAGAGACAUAAAUUGGGAUACGCUUGCAAGGCAAAAGGCUACGUUCAUACCAGCUGGAGAAGCACUUGAUACGAGUUACUUCAUGAGCCGGUAUAUAUGGAAUCCUGACGACGAUAAUGUUCGUGGAGGUAGUGAUUUUGAUGACCUGACUGACUCAUGCAGCACCAGUUCACUCGGAAAUACACCAGAUGAGGAGGGAGAUGAAUGUGGUAGCUUAACCGACUUUGGUGGUCCUACACUUGCUGUGAAGUAUUCGUUUAGUAAUUUCUCCUUCAAGAACUUGUCUCAGUUGGCUUCGAUCAACUAUGACAUGGUUAUCAAGAGUAGCAAAGAAGCAGCCGAUGAUUCCAAGCAAUCUGUUCCCUAA
Messenger RNA from Linum trigynum, 3597 nucleotides. The record is from the annotation of a GenBank genome assembly. NCBI's taxonomy places the organism in Eukaryota, Viridiplantae, Streptophyta, Magnoliopsida, Malpighiales, Linaceae.